AUGCCCGCCCUCUACGUCGCAAUCUACUACCCCCGCUAUGGGAACUACCAACACUGGGCUCUCCACCUCCACACCGCAACCGAAGACCUCAUCUUCGAAGUCGACGGCGAACACCCUUCCUUUCGAAAGGUGACGUCCCGCGGCAAGCCCUCCGACUCCGACCUCCUAAUAAUGUCACUGCUGGUCGGCGAAAUUGGGGAUCCUGAUGUGCCCACCGUCCAAGCGGCGGUAGAGGCCGCCCGCGUCGACAAUGAGACACUCGCAUGGGAUUGUCAGGAAUAUGUGCUUGAGAUUCUCGAAGCGUGCGAGCAGGAGGCACUAUUGGAUAGAGACGAUGACCACUACAUUGAGGUGAUGAAGUUCUUGAAAUCGAAGCGGGGGCCAACACUUUGA
Molecule: messenger RNA, 393 nt
Organism: Aspergillus bombycis
Lineage: Eukaryota; Fungi; Ascomycota; Eurotiomycetes; Eurotiales; Aspergillaceae
Exons: 1
Coding region: 1-393 (130 amino acids)
Source: RefSeq, a predicted model, not a curated record